Messenger RNA from Suillus clintonianus, 659 nucleotides. RefSeq lists its product as uncharacterized. Gene Ontology annotation, molecular function: protein binding. The record is from RefSeq and is a predicted model, not a curated record. NCBI's taxonomy places the organism in Eukaryota, Fungi, Basidiomycota, Agaricomycetes, Boletales, Suillaceae. The transcript has 5 exons. Bases 49 to 612 code for a protein of 187 amino acids.
ACAACACAUAUCCUUUGUCACGCACUGGCUUGCUCAUCCCCCCCUAGCAUGCGUGACUUUGUACACCACUUUUACUUUGACCCGGUCACUAAGAAGCUCAUCGAUGAGGCAGUUGCAUUCAAUAACCAAGCCCACGUCCUCUCUAGACAAGGCGAUUACGCCGGUUCAGAGCGUCUUCACCUGCGUGCACUCGAUAUUAAACUCAGCGCAGUUGGUGAGAAUGACGUUACUGCUGUCACCCGCAAUGAACUCGGAGAAGUCUACAUCAAGAUGGGCAGAAUUGCGGAUGCUGAAGAGCAGCUCAGGAAGGCUGUUUCUGUCCGCUUGAGGACAGGGCCUGCAUAUGAUGCUGCAGUCUCUCUCGAGAAUCUUGGUCAGGUUUACGAAGCAAAGGGUAACUUUGAGGAAGCGAGGAAGGUGAGACGGUCCCACCCUGGAAACAUUAUGGUCUGCGGAAACAAUAAGUGUCCUGGUAAGACGUUUCAUCAGAGCCAGCUUUUAGCUUGUUCUGGAUGCAAGUCCGCCUUCUAUUGUGGAAAAGCCUGUCAGGCCAAGGACUGGCGCGCUCGCCACAAAAAGCUCUGCAAAGCGUACACAAAUACAGACCACUGAUUUCCCUCGAGACUUGAUAAUCUUCUGUCGCAACGGUACAGCAGGCA